GUGAAAUGGAGAGGACAAGUGGCUCUAAGACCACACUGUCUGACCACAGCGGGCAGCGGCACGGAGAAGAAGCCAUGGAUUACCCGUGCCUGACCAAACGCCUCCGGAAGCCAGAAACCCUUCCAUCUUCUUCCCGAUCCAACCCAAAUCCCAACCCCUUAUCCACCUCCGAAUCCCCGUCGAUCCGACGGGAAACUGUCCCGCCGCCGCCGCCGCCGCCGCCAGAGGGAACUUCGAUCAUCACCGACGACCGCCUGUCCCCCCUCCCACAUGUCCUCCAAGAGGAGAUCUUCCUCCGCCUGGCUACCCCAACCGACCUCGUCCGCGCCUCUCUCGCCCGCCGCUCCUUCCUCCGCCGCUUCCGCAAAUGCCACUCUCCGCCCCUCCUCGGCUUCAUGGACUGGGAAGGCUUCAGCCAGGUCCUCCCGCCUCACCCCUCCGCGCCCGCCGCCCGCGAGGUCGCCCGGGCCGCCGAUUUCUCCUUCUCCUUCGUCCCACCCCCCGCCUGCCACUCCGUGGACUGGAAAGUCCUGGACAUCCGCGACGGCCGCGUGCUCCUCUGUGGCGGCCCCAAAAUAGAGAACGGCCGCCUGCUCCUCUUCCCGGAGCUUGCGGUGUGCGACCCCUUGCACCGGCAGCACCGCCUGCUUCCCCCAAUCCCUGACGACCUAGCCGCGCUGGUGGGAGACCCACUCGCGGUGGGCUACUACCACUGCUCCAACGCCAUCCUGGUCCCUCCCGCCCCCUGCAAGGAGGACGAAGAGGAAAAGGAAGAGUCAGACAACGAGACUUCAUUCAGAUUGAUCUGGAUGGCACGGUGCACCACGGAAGUCGUCACAAUCGUCUAUUCUUCGACCACAGGACAGUGGCAAUCCAUUGCAUCCCGGAGCUGGAGCGAUUUGUUUGCUGGCCAGCUGACCGAACCGUUGAAAUCCUCUUUGUUAGGCCGUUGUCAGUGCGCCUACGGAUGUUUGUACUGGCCGAUGAAACAGAUGCCGUUACACGGCCUGAACUGGGAAGCCAUGCUCAUGCUUGACACCAUAAGGAUGGAGUUUGCCCUUGCUGAUUACCCGCCCGGGAGAUGGACGGGGCGACGGAUUGGCAUUGUGGAGGCUGGGGGGAGCAGGCUUGGGUUGAUUUCUUUAUCUGACGGCACAUCACACCUUUGUUAUUUUGUUAGCGGAAAUGGACAAGAGUGUUCCAGCGAGUGGGAGAUGGAUAAGGUAAUCCCAUUGGGUCAUGGGAACAGCCAUACUAUUAUUGAUUCAACCGAGAGGUACUUGCUCCUAGUAGAACACAAUUCCGAAACAGGGUACUCUAAAUGUUUCUCACUGGACGUCGAGACAUUUCAGCUUAAGAAGGUGUGGAGAAAAUCUCAUGCCCCGUGUGGACCCAUAUAUGCCAACUUCCCACCAUCAUUAUCAUCAGGGACAAUAUGAAUGGAAACAUGCCUUGUGAACAAAAAGGAUAUCAGCAAGGUCUUGGACAACAAGGAUGGCCUGAAAGAUGAUAAAUCAGCUAAAUUUGGUUCAGAACUGGUAGCAAAAUAUGUUCUUGUUUGUCCUAAGAAACUUUUGUAGUGCCUACCAGCUUUAUUCUUCAUGGCUUCAUGUUUCCUGUUCUAUGUUUCUUUGCCUCUGGAGAAAUGUUAAUGAUAAUAUGAUUAAGAUGCUUUUCUAUCUUAACUGCAUAUGAAAAAUGUUCCAAAUUGUUCUCCAAUGUAGUAGUAAUUUUUAUUUGUUAAUGAAUGAAACUGUCCUGCAAACAUAAGACAAGUUUGGCUUGACCCAUUAUGAAACAUAUGCGAUAUGCCUGCCUUGAA
Messenger RNA from Brachypodium distachyon (stiff brome), 1822 nucleotides. RefSeq lists its product as uncharacterized. Lineage: Eukaryota; Viridiplantae; Streptophyta; Magnoliopsida; Poales; Poaceae. Bases 6 to 1439 code for a protein of 477 amino acids. The transcript has 2 exons. The record is from RefSeq and is a predicted model, not a curated record.